AUUACCGCUCAAACAAACAGCUGAUUCUUGGAUCAAUUUGUUUAUGUUUACAUUUGAUUCAUAAAAACAACAAUUGAAAUUCAAUCAUUGAAUCAAUUGCGAUGUCUGAUUAUGUUGGUGUUGCAACUAAAUUAAAACUCAAAGGAGAGAAAAGGAAAAAGAAAAAUAAAAACAAAGAAAAGCGUUUGAAAGGUGAACCUGAAACCGAACGGAAUAAUGAAGAUACCAUCAAACAUGGUGGUUGGGUUUAUCUGAAAGAUCUCGGAGCCAUAACAGGAACCACCGCCAUUGAAGUGUUACCUUAUUGUUAUAUGAAAGCUUUGGACAAUGGGCUGAUCGCUGUCGGAGAACCUCACCCGCCGGGUGAAUCACCUUAUCAGGAGGAAAUUUUCACCACAAUCAGAAUUUCAGAAACUCAUCGAGCGUUCAAGUCUGGUUAUGGUAAAUACUUAAGUUUGGAUGGUAAUAAUCGUUUAGUUGGCCGAUCGGAUGCUAUUGGACAACGGGAACAAUUUGAACCAGUUUUCCAAGAAGAUAAAACUGCCAUUGUUGGUGCUAACGGAUGUUUCCUUUCUCCUGAUGAUUCGGGUUACAUUGUUGCCAAGAGUCAGAAAGCGGGUCCAAAUGAGUUUGUAAAGAUACGUUCAAAUUUAGAUCCAGAAGCAGCGAAAAAAGAAGCUGAAGAAUCCAAAAUUCCCGAUGAAGAGAAAGGAUCACUCGAUGAUUGUGAAGAAAAGUACAUUAAGAAAUUUAUCACCGGAAAAAUGAGCAAGAAUCUUGAUAAAGGAGGUAAAUUGCUGAAAUCGGCUAAAAAUGAGGGUAAAUUACAUGAAACACUUCUUGAUCGUAGGGAGAAGGUCAAGUCUGACAAGUUUUGUAAAUAGUCAACGACAUUUCAUGAAGAACCACAACAAACAAUUGAUCAUCUUCGCAAAAAUUAAACACUCAUCUUACUAAUUCACUAUUA
Messenger RNA from Panonychus citri (citrus red mite), 967 nucleotides. RefSeq names its product protein FRG1-like (gene FRG1). Gene Ontology annotation, cellular component: striated muscle dense body; catalytic step 2 spliceosome; nucleolus. Gene Ontology annotation, molecular function: actin filament binding. The coding region runs from base 102 to 884 and encodes 260 amino acids. NCBI's taxonomy places the organism in Eukaryota, Metazoa, Arthropoda, Arachnida, Trombidiformes, Tetranychidae. The record is from RefSeq and is a predicted model, not a curated record. The transcript is spliced from 3 exons.